AUGAGUCAGUUCUCUCAUAUUGUUGAUGGCUUGGCUAAUAUGAGUCAGUUUUCUUAUAUUGUUGAUGGCUUGGCUAAUAUGAGUCAGUUCUCUUAUAUUGUUGAUGGCUUGGCUAAUAUGAGUCAGUUUUCUCAUAUUGUUGAGGGCCUGGCUAAUAUGAGUCAGUUCUCUCAUAUUGUUGAUGGCUUGGCUAAUAUGAGUCAGUUUUCUUAUAUUGUUGAGGGCCUGGCUAAUAUGAGUCAGUUCUCUCAUAUUGUUGAUGGCUUGGCUAAUAUGAGUCAGUUUUCUUAUAUAGUUGAGAGCCUGGCCACCUACAUACAUGUAGAUAUAAGGAAGUAUAUCAAGCCUCGUGUAUUGGUCAACGUGAAAACGAAAAUGAGUUUACCCCUGGAAGCAAAGAAACUACACGCAGAACUUAUCAAUGAACUCAGUGGACACUUGCAUCCAAGUUUGGAACUGGAAUAUGACAAGUUUUUAAACUCCCUUUCAGUUUACCUCAGUCCUGUUGAGAGACAUAAAACUGCAAGCCUCUUUCAAGUGUUAGAAAAUCUAACAAGAAAGGGAAAAUUUGGUGUGGGCAAUUACAGUGUACUGAAGUCACUUACGACUAAUCCAGAAAUUUUAUCAGUUAUACAUAAAUUUGAGCAAAAAAUCUAUGAAAUUCUACAUCCAGAUAUGUCCAAAAGUGUCAAUGAAACAGACAAUCCAGCUGACAGACUUCAACUGACAGAGCAGGACCUUCAGCGUCUGGCCCCAUGCUUUGGCAAUGGUUGGCAGAUGUUUGUUGGGCAGCUGGGAGUUGAUAGUGCCACAGUGGAGCAGAAGCAGAUGGAAAAUUCUACUCAUGUUCCUAGCCAAGUGUUCCACUGUCUACUUGUUUGGUACAGGCGGUGUCCCAAAGAAGCUACCAUCACAAAGUUUGACCACAUUUUACACAAUAGUCUUGACAUGUGCACAAUUAACAUGGACAAAUAUGAAAGUUUGAAAAAAGAAAUAGAGAAUGGACAAAGAUAGAACCACUUUAAAAAUUAUGUAGAAAAUUGUACAAAGUCAGGUUGGCUGGUGGAAAUAUAUUCUGUAAGUCCAUUACAAUACACACACCCUUCCAUAGCAAAGUAAAAUGAAGGAGUGAUUUCCAAGUUCACUGGCAGCAGCCAUUGCUUAAUAAUUGUAUAUUUUCAAGGGAAGGGAUGCCAAUGAAGAUGUGUGGAGAACAGCAUAAGAUGAAAACAUUAGCUAACGAUUAAUCAUGACUAAUGAGAUAAAUAUGUGUACCUGUAGAUUAAAUAAUAACUGUCAAAUUGGAAUGCCACGAAGAAAGUAUAACUUCAUAUCUUUGAAAACCUGUUUAUUUUAGGAAUCUUGGUGCCCAUCACUGUUUGAUCUCUCCCUCCAUCCCCCUCCCCCAACUUUUUUUUGGCACUUCAUCAUCAGAUGGUGGACUAUUAAAGAUGGCCUAUAUUUGUAAUCUGUCCAUCUGUAAACAAUUCUUAUCACUAUUUCUUGAGAAAUACCCGAUAGCUCAAUCAAAGCCUUUAUAUGUAGGUUUCCCUUGGUCUGUAGUUAAGCCCUUUUGAUUCUAAAAAUGAGUCAAAAAAAAAAAAAAAAAAAAAUGACUG
Ylistrum balloti is the source of this 1619-nucleotide messenger RNA. RefSeq lists its product as uncharacterized. The record is from RefSeq and is a predicted model, not a curated record. The transcript is spliced from 4 exons. NCBI's taxonomy places the organism in Eukaryota, Metazoa, Mollusca, Bivalvia, Pectinida, Pectinidae. The coding region runs from base 1 to 1014 and encodes 337 amino acids. Gene Ontology annotation, molecular function: protein binding. Gene Ontology annotation, biological process: signal transduction.